Molecule: messenger RNA, 960 nt
Organism: Rosa chinensis
Lineage: Eukaryota; Viridiplantae; Streptophyta; Magnoliopsida; Rosales; Rosaceae
Exons: 3
Coding region: 122-868 (248 amino acids)
Source: RefSeq, a predicted model, not a curated record
AUGACAUGCUUUAGAAAUUGAAAGAUAAGUAUGCAAACUUAACUAUUUAUUCUAUUCCUCGUGUGUGUGUAUAUAACAGACCAAGUUAGCUACGCUUCAAACCAGAACCAAAAUCAUCAUAAUGAGUAGGAGAUAUGCAAGAUUGUGUGUUGGCCGUGGCGCGUUUUGUUUUCCGGUCCAUUCCCGGACUCCGGGAUCAAAAUCGAAACAGAAACCCGCCUCUAGAAGCAUUAGACGUCGUUCCUCCUCCUCUUCCAUCAAAACUGGCCAUUUGAAAACAGAUCAGUUUCUGAGUAAUAGCAGUGACGACUUUGGUGAAGAAAUCAGAGUAAAAAAUGGGGAUGAGAUUGGGAACAAGAUAAUGGUUGUUGUGGAUUCGAGCCUCGAAGCCAAAGGAGCUCUUGAAUGGGCACUGUCCCACACUGUUCAAAUCCAAGACACCAUUGUGCUUCUUCAUGUAGCUCAGCCCUGCAAACAAGACUCAAAUGCGAAGAAGCUUAAUUUAAGAGCUUUUGAGCUUCUUCACUCUAUGAAAAAAGACUGUCAGAGGAGAAGGCCUGGGGUGGAAGUUGAGGUAGCAUUGCUUGAAGGGAACGAAGGAGGUGCAAUAAUUGUGGAAGAAGCAAAGAAACAAAAGGUAUCUCUACUUGUUCUUGGCCAAAAAAGAGAGAGGUCAAUGUGGUGGAAGCUAAUCAACAAGUGCUGGACGACUAGGCGAAGGAGAAGAACAUCCAGAAGCGGUGAGGUUGUGGAAUACUGCAUACAAAAUGCUGGAUGCAUGACGAUUGCGGUGAGGAGAAAGAGCAGAAGACUUGGAGGCUACUUGAUCACCACCAAGCUUCACAAGAAUUUCUGGCUUCUAGCUUAAGUUAAUUUAUGAUUACUCUUUUAGAAAUUGGAUGCGAGUGCUAUGCUUGUAAAACAAUGGAUGUCAAUGAAAGCCUUAGACUUUGAACUUCA